GGUCGAUGGAACAGCCAGUACAGCGACAAUAUGGCCACGCGUUCAGUGUUAUCGAACUCCGCCUGAGUCACAGCCGUGGAAACUCGCACUUUCGCGGCGGAUUAGACGACUUGUUACGCGUAGAAUCGGUCGCAGGAUCGCCCGAAUAGAAGAUGGCGGCAGCCAACAAAUGGAAUUUGUCCCGGGAGGAUAUUCAGACUGCGGACAAGGACGAGAGAGAGACGCUGCUGGAGCACGACAGCGAACCGGACGAAGACAUGCUGUUCAACCAACCAAAUACAUCCACAGUGGAACCGAGUGCGUCUAGAUCCGACAUAAAAAUGGAUAGCGUCCGGCUGCAGAUUCAAGAGGUGACAGAGGUGAUGCGUGAGAACGUGCAGAAAGUGAUGGAGCGCGGUGAGCGGCUCGAGGAUCUGCAGGAUGCCAGCGAUCGUUUAUCAAUGGCCGGAAACGAGUUCAGAGCUUCGGCGAAAAAAGCGCAGCAGCGAGCUUGGCUUCAGAACUUCAGGGCUAGAGUGAUACUGGUUACCAUCACAGUGACCGUGAUCGUCUGCAUCAUCGUUCUGGACAUCAUGGUGCUUUACCUGGUUCUCAGAUAGCGAACACGAUGUAACGAGCUUCGAUCGGUCAAUGCCAGUAACCAUCGUCGUGAAAUACUCGUGACUGAGGCUCCCUCCAGACUGAAACCCGAUUGCCUGCGAGCGUACGUUGCGUAUUUGUACCUGUCUUUCAUGGUGUAUUAUAAUCAUAAGUUUAUAUAUCAAUACAUAUCCUAUUAUUUUUAAAUACAA
This is a messenger RNA of Megalopta genalis, 791 nucleotides long. Its product is annotated as vesicle-associated membrane protein 4. The record is from RefSeq and is a predicted model, not a curated record. Gene Ontology annotation, biological process: Golgi ribbon formation; vesicle-mediated transport. Lineage: Eukaryota; Metazoa; Arthropoda; Insecta; Hymenoptera; Halictidae. Gene Ontology annotation, cellular component: membrane.